Messenger RNA from Plasmodium inui San Antonio 1, 2967 nucleotides. RefSeq lists its product as hypothetical. The transcript has 18 exons. Lineage: Eukaryota; Apicomplexa; Aconoidasida; Haemosporida; Plasmodiidae. Gene Ontology annotation, cellular component: endoplasmic reticulum membrane. Gene Ontology annotation, biological process: dolichyl monophosphate biosynthetic process. The record is from RefSeq and is a predicted model, not a curated record. Gene Ontology annotation, molecular function: dolichol kinase activity. The coding region runs from base 1 to 2967 and encodes 988 amino acids.
AUGGGCCCCCACGUGUCAUCAGUGGAUGGUCCUUCCCUCGAUGGGCAGUUAUCCUUGGCACACCCCAACCCACCUUUUUCCUCCCAUCUAGGGAGACCCUGCACAGACAACUUCAUGAUGAUAAGGGGCAUACUAAUCUUUCUGAUCCUAAUUACGGAGGUGCGGAGGAAAUUUCUCUAUAACAACCACUGCACGUAUUUGUGGGGGUUCCUAACGCUGCUGUGCAGUGUGUUCGUUUUGUCUUUCUUGCGAUAUAGCAGGAGAGGAAGUAAAAGCCAGUGGAAAAUAAAAGGGAAGGUUUUCCCUCCGGGGACAGAAAAUGAAACAAGUCCACGUAGUGGUUGCAACCCAUUUUGGAGCCCCACCUUAACCAUCGGGGCGUAUCACCACAGGGAAAAGAUCCCACCGGGGUUCAUGAACAAAAAGGAGAAUCUCAUAUCUCUGCGUCUGUACGAGAAGGGGAUUAUUGGCACUUGGCCUUUGCUCCUUCAGAUACAUGGCGAUAACUUUUUCCCGUCGUUUUUUUUCCCCUUUCUCUCAACCCUGCUGGCUUUGAAAUAUGACGUCUUAAACUCUGGCCCGGCGAAGCUCUCCCUCGCCCUCGUGAACGAGUUCCUCCUCGGUAGCGUUUUCCUGCGAUACGUGCGGGUGAACGCCUGGGCCUACCUCCUCUUCUACGUUCUCCUCUUUCUCGCGACGCUGGGCGCAAUGCGAAUUCACGAGAGCUUCGCUACCUGUUCCCUCUGGUUUGCCCUUAACUUUGUCUUCUAUCACAUGAUCGGAAUAGCGGCCUUUCGGCUAACGGAUGGGGUGUUUUCCUUCCUGGAGGGGGCGACGGUGAGCGUAGCGGGGACCCUCCUCCUGGACGCUUACGCAUACGGCCUCUUCCAUGCGCACCUCGAUGGGAACGUCGUUCCAAGUGUGUUGUCUGUGUUCCUCAGUGGGGUGGCCCUCAGUUUGACUCUCUAUGCCGCCUACUGCGCGUACUUGCUGCGUCGGGCCGACGACCAGAAGGGGAAGGUCCUCAUCGCCUCGCUGGCGUUCCUUCUCUACAACAUCCUCAACCUCGGCGCCAGAAGAUACGACUCUUUGAGUGAAACGGACACAAGUGCGAUGCAAACGUUAGUCCACCUCCUAUGGAACCAACAGAAUUACAUUUUAAUUUUUGCCUGGCUUGUCAUCACAACUCUGUAUGUAGUUUACAUUGCCAAGUCGGUGAGGAGAAAUGGGAACCUGUCUUACCUGAGGAAGCACUACCAUUUCCUUCUUUUUGUGAAUGUCCAGUUGGCUUUUCUCUUGGGGAAGGUGGAGCUCCUUGUGGUGACCCUCUCCUUCGCGUUUCUCCUGCUGCUGUUCCUAGAAGUCACGAGAAAAAUCGGCGAAGCGCUGUCACCGGAUCGAAACGCGCUGCAUAAGUUCUUCACCAGUUUUACUGACGAUAGAGAUAGGAAGGGCCUGGUUGUUACCCACAUUUACCUCUUGGCUGGGGUCUACAUCCCAAUCGUCGCGGACGCAUCGUUGAACAAUAAGAACUACCUGCGGAAGGGAACCCGAAGUGUCUUUCUCUUCCGGGACGCCGACCUGCUUCUCUACAGCUCGGGGCUGAAUGCAAUAUGCAUAGGCGACUCAUUUGCCGCCAUCGGGGGACUUCUGUUCCCCACCCCGAAAAUUAGAAAGACAAACAACAAGUCGUACGCAGGAUUUCUCUUUUUUUUUUGUUCUACAUUUUUAUCGCUUUUGCUUGAGAGCUACUUCGUUCAAAAAACACCGUUGGCCAGUUUGACCGCCAUUUUUAUGGUGUCCCUCUUCGGUGCCUUAUUCGAGGCAUACCUCCACGACAUAGAUAAUUUGAUACUACCCCUGUUCACCUUUUGCGUACCAUCGGACAUCACAAUUUUGGAGCACAAGUACGCGAGGAAGAAUGAGAAGAGAAGGAUCAAUUUUUUUAAGAGGCUGUUUAUCCAUUUUUCCUUUUUCACCAUCGGAAAUAACUGCAAUAAAUUGAGCAGCCAUGAUGUGAUUAAGGUGCUAUCGAAUGUGUAUGUAGAUGAUCCAAGUGAAAGUAGAAAUCUGAACCCGAUUAAUAUUAUCAACAUUUUGAAUACGAGACAGAGGGAUAUCGAGAAGCAGGUACAGUGCAAGCUGUGGUCCUUUGUGGGCUUCCUGCUGCUGCCCCUGUACAGCCUGAACAAGUUUAAGUACUACGACGCCAAGAGCAAAAUUAUUGUCGCACCGUUUUUUUCCAUCGCGGGGAUUUACCUGGGCUCCUUCCUCGGAAAUGUGGCCACCGGCAGUAACAGGAUGAAGCUGUUCCAAAGAGGCCUCCUCCCCCUUGUGUGCUGCUCCGCUUGUUUGUCCCUUCUCACCGGAACGGACGCAGUGGCAUACGACUUAUCUAAUUUGGGGUCGGCGGAAAAGAGGCUGGCCCUGAACCUGCUUCAGGUGUUCGAAGAGACGCGGAGUGCGGAGCGGGGGUUCUACGAGCGGCUGGACAACUCGCAGAAGAUUUUCGACGAAGUGGGGGCGGGGAGAGCCCCGAAGGGAGGUGGUAUUGGCGGCGGUGGUAUUGGUAGUGGCGUAGUUCGGGGAACACCGCCCUCCUCCUUCGUGCAAGUGAAGUCCAAAGGGCCAGUCGAAGAGGAAACCAUCUGGAGGGCCCUUUACGACACGCAGCUGAGGAGAUCCCCGCCGAACGAACAGGUGCAUGUUUACUCACUGGAGAAUGUAAGCAAAGAAUUCGAGCAAGCUCAGGCGGAAGCUUUUGUCUCUCAAAUAGUUACGCUGAAGAAUCAGUUUGAGUUGAAUUUAAAUCGCAUGAGGGAGGAGCUGCCAAGGGUUAAAAAGGUACAUGAAGCCAUAAAUGAAGCAAUCGCUUUGGAGGAAAGAGUGGGGCAAGUGGGGCUGGCGCGGGGAAGCUCCAAAAACGCCGCCCUCAGGGGGGACAGCGGAACGAAGGUUCUCUGUUAG